AUUUAUUUUUUUGACAGAGCUCACGGAAAUAGAGCCUAUGAACUUCACAUGAAGUCUGGAAAGGUGUUCGUGUACUGUCACAUGACAAGCCAUGGACUUGGCGCAUGCGGAGGUGGGGGAUGGACGCUGGUGAUGAAAACUGAUGGCCAUAAGGUAUUCUUACAAUCUGCUUUAUCAGAGUUAAGGAAAAAAAACAUGAACAUAGUCCGCCAUAGUUAACAGGGUCGAGAGACUAACAUCCAGUUUUAGUUAUUAAUGCAGUUUUAAAAAUCUAUGAAAAAAUUGCUCCUAACCUUUUGUGAUAGACAUUUUCAAUAGAGAAUUACACGUUUACAAAUUUCUUAUUUCAUCUCUCAAUCUGUUUAUUUAUUUAUUUCCAUCGCAGCCAACUUUUCACUUCAAUUCCAAACUUUGGAGUAACAAGGACAAUUUCAACCUCCCAGGAGGAAAGACUGGGAUCGACGCACAUGAGACUAAGCUUCCAACCUACUGGAACACACCCUUCUCAAAGAUCUGCCUGGGAAUGAAAAUCGGACACCAGACAAAGUUCGUUGUACUCUUCAAGCAAGCCCACUCCCUCCACUCACUGAUUUCUGAUGGUCUUUACCGCCCUACCUCACUGGGUCGCAACAAGUGGAAGUCUCUUAUUGGUUCACAGGCGUCCCUGCAGACCAACUGUAAUAAGGAAGGAUUCAACGCUGUCUGCAGCUUUAGUGGUGCUUCAAAAGCAAGAAUUGGUUUCGUUGGUAACAAUGAAAACGCCUGUAAUUCCUGUGACUCCAGAAUCGGGUUUGGAACUGGAGGAUAUCACGAUGACGAAAAUACAUGUGGAAACGAGGCAAUAGCCGCAGAUAACGGCAACAAGCACAUCAAAGCCAUGGGCUACAUUUUAGUUCAGUGA
Molecule: messenger RNA, 901 nt
Organism: Porites lobata
Lineage: Eukaryota; Metazoa; Cnidaria; Anthozoa; Scleractinia; Poritidae
Source: the annotation of a GenBank genome assembly